This is a messenger RNA of Talaromyces atroroseus, 1113 nucleotides long. RefSeq lists its product as hypothetical. Bases 1 to 1113 code for a protein of 370 amino acids. Lineage: Eukaryota; Fungi; Ascomycota; Eurotiomycetes; Eurotiales; Trichocomaceae. The record is from RefSeq and is a predicted model, not a curated record. The transcript is spliced from 3 exons.
AUGGCCACAAGUCCAGAGCCCUUCCAUCUAGUCGACUUUUGGCUCGCAAUUUCCUGGCCACUGGUUUGGAAGGUCCUCAUUACUCUACUGCUGUUGAAAAACUUCAAGAAUCUUCCCUUUGCAUGGCAUAUCCGUCUACUUCGUGGAUACCGCUGGCUACUUAGAUCAAAUAGAUCAAAAGAUGGUCCUUCUCCAGCCCAGCUUUUUCAGCCUUUGAUACUGUCGUCAGGAAAUGCUCUCUGCGAGUUGGAUUACAAUUUCCACAAAUCAAAUAGUACAUAUUUCGCCGAUCUAGAUAUUGCGCGCGCGCAUCUUAUGUGCACACUCUUUUCCAGUGGUGUCGACUACGCUAGAAAUGCCCCAAGAAGGACCGGAAUACUGGGAGUUUCCGAUGACUUGAUAGGCCUGGCCCUUGGUGCGGUAAGCUGCACGUUCCGAAAAGAAGUAAAACCCUUUCAAAGCUAUGAGAUUUGGACACGAGUACUAUCAUGGGAUGAGAAAUGGAUGUACACGGUUACCCAUUUCGUUCGGAAGGACACUCAUCGGCCUCGAAGCUUUACAUUGUUGCCGCAGAACUACAGUUCUCGACAGGGAAAACUCAACGAUCUUGCCAGAAAAGAAGACGCCAUCUUUGCCUCGGCACUGAGCAAGUGUGUAUGGAAAAAGGGACGUCGGACUGUUUCACCUGAGAUCAUGCUCCAAGUUUCUGGUCUGCUGCCUCCACAACCCGGCCAGGAGGAUGUUGUAGCCAAACUCCGCGAUGAACCUUUAGGAAAGCUCACUGUGAGCAAACAGUUCGAGGAAUAUUACGAUCUCCCAUUCAAGCUUAUUGCCAAGAUCGAAGACAGUUGGGAUGCCCUCAAGGCACAUUUCUCCCUCGAGAGCGAGGAUAUCGCCGAAGAGGGCCGAUUCCGCGGUGGAAAACAGCCUCAGCCUCUUCGACGCAACCAGUCCCAACAGCAACAACCCAGGGAAGAAUGGACGUGGGAAAAAGUGGAACAAGAGCGUCAGCGAGGCAUGGAGAUUGCCCGAAGCCUGGCCGAAAUGGACCGGCUGCACGGUGUGUUCACCGCUGAUACCGAUGCCUUGGCUCUGCGCAGGGAUUUGUGGUAG